Messenger RNA from Microsporum canis CBS 113480, 1173 nucleotides. RefSeq names its product CRAL/TRIO domain-containing protein. Gene Ontology annotation, molecular function: phosphatidylinositol transfer activity. The transcript is spliced from 2 exons. The record is from RefSeq and is a predicted model, not a curated record. NCBI's taxonomy places the organism in Eukaryota, Fungi, Ascomycota, Eurotiomycetes, Onygenales, Arthrodermataceae. The coding region runs from base 1 to 1173 and encodes 390 amino acids.
AUGGCAUCCAAUGAAGCACCAGACAGGCAAAAGGAGAAUAUAAAGCCAGCGGGAACCACGCAAACGGAAGAGAGCAAAGAUAACAAGACACCUGCAGAGAAGGCCGUUGACCUCUCCAACCUCCCGUUGUCCGCUGCAGAUGGCUUGAUCAAAACCCUCUUUCGUGGACCGCUUGACUCCUGCAAGCCUUUACCGCCAGCAGAGCUAACCAGCGAACAGAAAUCCAAGUACGACAGCCUGUUGGCGUUGGUGACAGGAUGGACCACGAUACCGGCUACGUCUGCGAAGAAUGCCCCUCUCGAGCCACUGAGCGAUGAUGAACGCAUGUUCCUCACCCGAGAGUGCCUGCUCCGAUACCUUCGUGCUACAAAGUGGAAUGUCACUAGCGCAGAAAGCCGGCUGCAAGCAACUCUGACAUGGCGCCGCGAAUACGGCGUCAAGGAACAUACCCCGGAGUAUAUUUCAAUUGAAAAUGAAACCGGCAAGCAGGUGAUCCUGGGCUACGAUAUCCAUGCCCGGCCCUGCCUAUAUCUUAACCCUAGCAAACAGAAUACAGAACACAGCCCCCGUCAGAUUGAGCACCUUGUAUUCAUGAUUGAGCGCGUAAUCGAUCUUAUGGGGCCUGGCCAAGAAUCCCUUGCCUUGUUGGUGAAUUUCAAAGAGACUAGUUCUGGUCAGAAUGCUACCCUGUCUCAAGGAAGACAAACUCUGGGCAUCUUGCAAAAUCACUACCCAGAGCGCCUCGGCAGAGCUCUAGUUACGAAUAUGUCCUUCUUCAUUCUUGGUUUCUUUAAGCUGAUCACGCCGUUUAUCGACCCGUUGACCAGAGAGAAAUUAAAAUUCAACGAGGACAUGCGGCAACAUGUCCCACCCUCCCAACUUCUCAAAAUAACUGGUGGUGAUGUUCAGUUUGAAUAUGACCAUUCCGUCUACUGGCCGGCUCUGAAUGCCCUGGCGGCCCAGAAACGAGAGGCCUAUCGUGAGAGAUGGGUCCAAGGAGGUAAACUUAUAGGUGAGCAUGAGGACUACCUCAAGGGUGGAUCUGGAAAGAGUCUUAAGGAGACAACCGCUGCACAGUCUCUCGAUAAGACUGAUAUCGAGGAGAAGAUGGAGAACCUUGCAGUCGAUGGUCCUGCCAAAGAUCAGCCAGAGUCCACGACCGUGACGGUUUGA